This is a messenger RNA of Triticum dicoccoides, 457 nucleotides long. RefSeq lists its product as uncharacterized. Bases 65 to 355 code for a protein of 96 amino acids. NCBI's taxonomy places the organism in Eukaryota, Viridiplantae, Streptophyta, Magnoliopsida, Poales, Poaceae. The transcript has a single exon. The record is from RefSeq and is a predicted model, not a curated record.
CACACUUACACACGGCAUCGAACGAAUCACUCACUGUGGUAUCUACAGUCCUACAACCGAUCAGAUGGCGAGCGGCAGCGGCAAAGCCAAGGCAUCGUCGUGGGCGGCGGCGAUGAGCGUGGGCGCGGGCACGGUGGAGGCGUUCAAGGAGCGGCAUGCCGGGCUGUGCCGCUGGAACCACCACGUGCUCCCAUGCGUCCAGCAGCGCGCCGACACCGCGGCCGCCGGAAACGGCAAGGGCAAGGUGGCUCCCGCUGCCGGCGGGGCGGCGGCGAGGAGGCGGAAGGCGAGGCAGGAGCAGGAGGAGGAGCUCCGGACGGUCAUGUACCUCAGCAACUGGGGACCCAACAACUAGCUAGCAGAUUACUCAUUACGUACUGUAUUAGUUAGAGUAGAUCGGUGAGCUGCAAUAGUUCGUGCUACUGGAUGAACGUGAACUCAGGAUGGAUAUUGCGCA